GGAAAAGGUCAAAUUGUAUCAUUGUACUAAGCAUCCAGCAAUGAGCAGGACACGUUUUUCACUGCCUACUUUCACACUUGCACAAUUCAUGAAUCGUCGGAUAGAAUGAUUUUAAAAAAGGGACUUCUUUUAUUUUUUGAGGGUAAAUAAUCCGACAGAAAAUACCCAAAAAAGGGAUCUUUUUAAAAUUUCUCCACAUCUUCUCCCGUGAUUCCACCGCUCUUUUCUCUCCUGUUCAUCUUCCAAAUUGUUUUUAUCCCAUUUUCCAAAUUGUAAUUUUUCAGUAAGAUUGUGAUUUUUUUCUCCACCUGGGUCGCCUUAGAUUUUCUGUUUUUGGUGAAAUUGGCUCACUUACAGACUUGUAAAUACAGAUCAAAUUUGCCUGUCAUCAUCUCCAACUGUCCCCCGGGACUCUGGAAAGUAUUGAUUUUUAAAUUUUAUACGUUUGUUUUUAAUUAUAUUUUUUCCCCUUUUAUUCAUAGUGGGAGCAGCAUCCCCAUUUCUCCAGAUUUUAUACAAAUUUUAGCUAUUUUGUUGGAUUGGGGAUCAUCAAUAUUGGAUCUUCUUAAGUGGGCAUGCAGUAAUUUUGGGUAGAAAUUUGGGUUUUGGGCAUUUUGGGAUGAAGAAUCGGCGGCAAUGAGGAAUAAGGAAGAAGAAAAUGGAGGUGAGAUCAGAGAUUUUUGGACAAGCUAGGUAUGAUAAAGAUAAGGUAGCAUUACAAGGUGGGCAAGUGAUUCAGAGAACUAGGUUACAGGUCUGGUUUAUAAGGGUGUGCUCCAGCAUUUUGAUAUGGACCUGUUUGGUCCAGCUGGUGGCUGUCGGCGAGCUAUGGCAUCCCCGUUUGCUCAACGGAUUCUCAAUCUGGUCCACAUUGUCUGCCCGUGUUGAGGACGCUGUGCCACCGCCUGUCAUUCUUCCGCCUGCUAGUGAGUUUCUUGAAAGCUUUCCAAGUUUGCUGCCAUGAAUAAAUAGAAUUUGCCAGUAGUAUAGUUUAUUUGGUUGCGCUGAUUUUGUGACUUUUUGGUUUACUCUGCAGAGGAGGAAACUUUGUCUUCUUUAUUGGUAGAGGGUCGGGGUGAAAAGUAAGAAGAAUUACAUUUUAUGUUAGAAUUGUAGAGGGUCGGGGUGAAAAUUAAGAAGAAUUACAUUGUUUGUUAGAAUUGUUUCAUAGUUGGUCUUAAGGUUCUAGUUGCUACUUAAGGUCUCAGCCAUAGGUGAAUAUUUGUUUACUUGAUCCCUUAAAAUUUGUUACGAUCUCAGAACAAAAGAAGAGUGUUAUAUUGUGACUUUAAACCUAGUUGAUUGCUCAACUCACGUAAACUUCAAAUGAGGGUAAAUUGUGUGGAAUAGCUUGCACGGAUAAAUGGUGUGUCUUUAUUUAUGAAGCCAGGCUCCAAUUUCUCAUUAUGUGGUUAUUGUUUAGAGUAGUUGGUCUAUUAGAUGCUGUAUCUUUUAAUGCAGGCAUUACCAAUUUAGACUUAACCUAUCACAUUGAAGAUGUUGGUUUCUUCUGAUAUGGCUACAAAUUAAGUUGUCACCGUCUUUAUUUGAUGCUAGCACAGCACAAGAGUCCUUUUAAAGGCACCUUAUGUUGUUGACUUGUUAUCACUAAUAUUUGCUGUUCCCUUGUCCAUCCCACUUGCAUUAACAUUGGAGCAUCUAUUAAUGCUUUAUAUGAUGCGUGCAUAUGGAUGAUAGAACCAUUUUUUUUUACUUGUACGUCAAUUUAGUCCAUCUUGACCCCCCAGACCCCAACCGCGUUGGGAAUAUACUGGGUAUGUUGUUGUCGUCAAUUUAGUCCAUAAACUUCUUGCAUGCACUGAGAAGUCAUUUUAUCAAGCAGGAAACUACACAAGUAAUGGUUUUCUAAAGGUGUCCUGUAACGGAGGUUUGAAUCAGAUGCGUGCUGCGGUAUUUGUCUUCUUAUUUAUUUUUUAUUUUUUUCUUUCUCAUUGGGCUCUUCUCUAUCAGAAGGAUUAAUUUAUACAACUUGGAAUGUAGAUAUGUGACAUGGUGACUGUGGCUCGGCUUUUGAAUCUCACGUUGGUUAUUCCAGAGCUUGAUAAAAAAUCAUUCUGGGCUGAUCCGAGUAAUUUUGAGGACAUUUUCAAUGUGAAGCACUUUAUUGAUUCAUUACGAGAUGAAGUUCGGAUUAUUAGGAGGUUGCCAAAAAAGUUUGGAAGAAGAUAUGGGUACCAAAUUCUAGAAAUGCCUCCAGUUAGCUGGUCUAGUGAGAAGUACUACUUGGAACAGAUCUUGCCGUUAUACGCCAAGUACAAGGUGAUACACUUCAAUAGAACAGAUACUCGAUUUGCGAACAAUGGGAUUUCGCUUGAACUUCAAAGGCUAAGGUGUCGAGUAAAUUUCCAAGCACUGAAGUUCACGCCUGCAAUUGAAGCUUUAGGACAAAAGUUGGUCCACAUCCUUCAACAAAAUGGAACUUACAUAGCAUUGCAUCUAAGAUACGAGAUGGACAUGCUGGCCUUUUCUGGUUGUACACAUGGAUGCACUGAGGAGGAAGCAGAGGAGCUUAAACGACUAAGAUAUGCAUUCCCUUGGUGGAAAGAGAAAGAGAUUAUAUCUGAAGUAAAGAGAGCUGAGGGCUUGUGUCCUCUUACUCCAGAGGAGAUGACUUUAAUCCUCAAAGCAUUGGGUUUUGAUAGAGAUACCCAGAUAUACAUUGCAUCUGGAGAAAUAUUUGGUAGUGAAAGGAGGCUUGCUGCUCUAAGAACUGCCUUCCCAAAAAUUGUGAAAAAGGAAAUGCUGCUAGAUCCUGAAGAUUUGAAACAGUUCCAAAACCAUUCGUCUCAGAUGGCUGCCCUUGAUUUUAUUGUUUCAGUUGCCAGUAAUAUAUUUGUUCCCACUUAUGAUGGGAACAUGGCAAGGGUGGUGGAAGGCCAUCGUAGGUAUCUGGGUUUCAAGAAAACCGUCCAACUUGACCGGAAAAAGCUUGUAGAACUGUUGGAUUUGCAUCAGAACGGGACACUUUCAUGGGAUGAGUUCUCUGGAGCGGUCCGCUUGGCACAUGAGAAGAGAAUGGGACAGCCUUCACGCCGUAAAGUACUUACUGACAAACCCAAAGAAGAGGAUUAUUUUUAUGCAAAUCCUCAAGAGUGCCUUUGUGAUGGGACUAGUUGUGAUGAUUUGCUGGGACCUGGUAAUUUAAAUACCACUAGAUGAAGGGAGUCGUUGGAGGCCGGCCCCCAUUUGUUAUUCAGUUCCAAGAGCCAUUGCUGGUCACCAUGGUGAAGAAACCAUGAUUUCUUUUUUCAACUUGCGAAGGCUAGGAACUACGAAUGUUCAAUACACUUGCACAUGGAGAUUCUUUUAAGAAAUCAAGGAAAGUGCCCAAGUCAUUGGCAGUGGAGGUGGCUUGUUCAUACACGACGAGCUUGGUAAGAGGCAGCAUGAAACAUUGGGAGAAGAGAGGCAUUAGACGUUCCACUUGGGUACUAGAUGUAUUCUUUCAUAGUGUUCAUAUGUAAUUGGUUUUGUCUUAAUAAUUCAUAAUGUGUUAAUUUUUUAGCAUACGAGAAGCUGUGGGGGAAGAAAGCUAAUUCUUUUCUGCAAACAACUGAUUCUGUUUAUGCCACUCCCACCACUUGCCUGAUGAGUAAACUGACAGUGCAAGAAAGGAAGGGAGUGCUGCUUAGGUGAGUAUAAUGAUCAGCUAUCAGAGGUCAAAUUUCUGUAAUCUUCACGAUAUCGGAAAUGUUAAUAAUUUGUGAGGUUGUGGAGUUACUGAUUAUAUUAAUGGAUACAUACAGAAGAUGAGUUUACUCAAUAGUUGAAGCAUAGAGUACUUUGAUCUUGCAGAUGUCCUAAGAAUUCUGGCUUAACCUUUUGAUUUGCCGUGUAGUGAUGUUUUUAAAAUCAAGAUUUCACAGAGGAUCAUUUUGGCGUCUCAGGAUCGGAUCAGAUUCUGGAUCGGAAAGAUCGGAUUGGCGGAUCGAAAUUAUUUAAAAUAUUAUAAUAAUUCUGAAAUUGCAAGUUUCAAUUUGUUAGUUCAAUUCUUGUUUGAUUUUAUAGAGAACAAGUAGAUUAGUACCCGCAUAAGUAUCAUUAACUCA
This is a messenger RNA of Oldenlandia corymbosa var. corymbosa, 4070 nucleotides long. The record is from the annotation of a GenBank genome assembly. NCBI's taxonomy places the organism in Eukaryota, Viridiplantae, Streptophyta, Magnoliopsida, Gentianales, Rubiaceae.